Molecule: messenger RNA, 1957 nt
Organism: Cicer arietinum (chickpea)
Lineage: Eukaryota; Viridiplantae; Streptophyta; Magnoliopsida; Fabales; Fabaceae
Product: BTB/POZ domain-containing protein At3g05675-like
Source: RefSeq, a predicted model, not a curated record
UAAAUUAAAGAGACAAUAUUCAUGCAAUUAAUUCUAAAAAAAAUUAAAUAAAGAGAAACCGUUUUCGCCGGUGGUGUUGAUCUUUGCAUUUCUUCCAAAACAGAGAAAAAUCUCCAGCAUUUCCUUUCCUUCCAAAUCCAUUCAAUUCACUCAUAUUUCCAUUCCUUCUCCCAAAAAUGAUUCCCACCACCGGCAUUCUCAGGAAGAGGCAGCGCACAACCACCACCCGUCAUCCCUCCACCGCCGCAAUCGCCAACUCCUCAUUCUUCGACAUAAACCAAAACCGCCAUCGUUCCUCUCCGACCACCACCACCGGCGACACGUCCUCCCUCUUCUUCAACGAUGCCUCCACCGCAGACGUUAUCCUCCGACUCUUCACCGACGUCGCCUCCCCAUCGGAAUCCUCUCAUUCCUCCGUAUCUGUCGACUCGGCGCCAAUCUCCGAUCUCCACGUGUACCUUCACUCAGAAAUCCUCCGCCGAUCCAAAUACUUUUCCGCCCUCUUAUCCGACCGAUGGAUCGGCAACGUCCAUCCUCAACCACAACCACCGGAACACACCUCCGAUCACGAACUAUUCCGCCUCAAUCUGGGAGUUCCACCUUCUCCAGGCUCGAUCCAAAACCAUCUCACGGUUCUGAAACUCCUCUACACGAACGAUUUCCCAAACGCGGUCGACACCGCAUCAACGGCUCUAGAUCUACUUCCUGUCGCGCUAGAAUUACUCUUCGAGGAUUGCGUCCGGUGGUGCGUGAAUCACCUAGAAGCCGUACCGUGGACAGAAGAAGAAGAAAACAGAGUGGUGAACCUAAUUCCAUUCCUAAGCGAAGAAGAAUCGAAGGAACUCGUAGCUAGGGUUUCACCUGUAGGAGAAAAUGCAAGCGAGGAAAUGCUGCAAGGUUUAAUUUCAUCGGCGAUGAACAAUUACGGUAACACAGCGUUCGUGAAAGCUUUCGUAGGGAAGAUAUUAAGGGACGUGUCUUCAAGGGAAACAGCGAAGCGAGUUUUGGAGAAAGCGUUUAGGAAGAGUUUGAAAACGGUGAAGCAAUCUUUGGAGGAUUAUUCGAGUCCUGUUUUCAGAGGGAAUCAUAAAGAAACGGAAGCUAUUGAGAGGUUGAAUCUUCAUAAGGCUUCUACGAUUGGGAAGCAUCUUUUGUGGCUUGUGGAAAGGAUGAUAGAGCUUAGGGUUGCUGACGUGGCGGUUCGUGAAUGGAGUGAGCAAGAACCUUUCACUGCUGAUUUGAAGAGAGCUUUUCGUGAUGAUGCUUGGAGGAAUAUUGUUCCUGGUCUUCCUGCUGUUAUUCUUCGCUGUACCUCUAAGCUUGCUCAUGCUGUCUGUGCUGGUACUAUUUUGGCUUCUACUCAGGUGAGAAGGAAACUUGUAGAAGAUUGGCUUCCUGUUUUGGUUGUAUGCAAAGACAAUGUUUCACCUGCCAGCAACAAAGCGUUAUAUCUAGAGCUGGAAGAAACAUUUUUGCAAAUCAUCUCCACAUUGCCCAUGUCAGAUGCUCAAGAAUUGUUGCAGCAGUGCCUCAGCUUUUCGACCCGAAAUGUCGAAGACUGUCCUCACUUGGUCACAGCAUUCAACACCUGGUUCCGACGUGCAGCCAAUCCCUUCAAACUAGAUACUCCCUGCGAUCAAUCAGAUACCUGAUCUUCGGAACCCUUGUUGACUGCCUUAUCAAAUAUUGUGAGAUGUAUAUACUUACUCUAUUUAGAAAGUUGUGAAGUUUAACACUGUACAGAUAACUGUUUUCUAGGAUGACGAACAACAACCAAGAUACUUAGACCUUGUCCUUUGGUCUUAGACCUUGUCCUUUGGUUGUCGGCGUCUUUUAGUUGCCUGUGUUUCAAGUGAGUCAAAUUCGUGAGAGUGAGGGCAGUCAUUAAAUUACUAACGUACUUUACAAUUAUUAAGGUACUCACAUAUAUUCAGAUUGACUAAAAUUUAAACUUGCA